AUGAGCCGAGGCAGAUUCAGGGAUACCCCGGGGCAGAUCUGGAUGGGGCCGUGGGAGCUGCCUCGCGCGCGGAGGCCGACCACCAAGCAGGGCUCCGAGGCGGCGAAGAAGGCCGUGGAGAAGCUGAAGAAGGAGGCGAAGCCCUUCAUCAAGAAGGCCGCGGAGGAGCUCAGCAAGCGGAUGCUGGCCAGGCCGCCUCGCCUCGGGAAGCACGCUGCGGUCCUCGAGGCCGACGGAACGGGCUCGGACGAGGUGCCGGCCGUGGGGAAGGGCUCCUUGGCUGACCCGGGGUGA
This is a messenger RNA of Prorocentrum cordatum, 294 nucleotides long. NCBI's taxonomy places the organism in Eukaryota, Dinophyceae, Prorocentrales, Prorocentraceae. The record is from the annotation of a GenBank genome assembly.